Molecule: messenger RNA, 1018 nt
Organism: Amphimedon queenslandica
Lineage: Eukaryota; Metazoa; Porifera; Demospongiae; Haplosclerida; Niphatidae
Exons: 3
Coding region: 365-799 (144 amino acids)
Source: RefSeq, a predicted model, not a curated record
CAGAAGCAUACCAUACACUGCAGGAUAUACUUAUACUAACUUAGCAUUAGAUCUAUUGACUACAGCAUUUGCUACUGCUCGUGUUAGUGAAGGCAUCCCUCGUGUAGUUGCUGUUCUUACUGAUGGACAGUCUACUAAUGGUUCAGCAACUGUACAAGCUGCUCAAGCUGUCCAUGAUGAUGGGAUUUAAGUUUAUUCUUUUGGUAUUGGGGAUGGUAUAAGCUAUGAGGAGCUAGUUGCCAUUGCUUCUAGUGGCCAAGGUAAUGUUUUUAAUGUCAGUGGUUUCUCAUCUAGUGAUUUUGGGGGUGUGUUGAGACAGUUACAAGUAUCAACAUGUUCAACUCCAACCAUAUUGGAGACUGGAAUGGAGAUUGCUACUACCCUUCCGAAAGGUUCAUCUCGUUUGUUACAGUAUGAGUUUCCAUCAAUGGGAAUGACACUAAAAAUUGAUAUUAAAUUGGGAAAUUUGGUGGCUCGUGGAUCAUUUAGUGUACAAAAUCCAAAUGAACUCACACAAGAUUUCUUUGUUAUGAGCAAUGGAAAUGACAUUGAUUAUUUCAUUAGUCCAGAAUUAUAUAUACAGUCAACUACUGAUGAUGAUGAUGAUGGACGCCAUACUAAUGAUGCUAAUGUGUACUUGUCUAUUGUUGGAUUGAAUGAUAACAAUGCAUUUGUAUUGAACACUACUUUUGGUGAUACUACUGAGAGCAUUCCAACAACUCCCUCUACUGGUACCAGUGUUCUGGGCUCAAUGAUACUUAUGAUGGUUGCUUUGCUCUGUUUCUUCCUCUUUAUAUAGAUGUGGGGAGCUUGUCUUUGACUUUUGUGUGUGUGCUUUAAUAUGACUAGUUGUAGGCCUCUUUCUUUGAUUGUUUUAGAUCCGCUGCACAUUUUCUUAGAAAUAAGUUAACUAAUAAUGUUUUGCUUUCUCUUUUGUCUUUAUUUUAGUCAGCACAAUAUUUUUGCUUUUAAAGUUUUUGAUUGCUUUUUCAAGAAUUUUUUGACUGCAUGAUGUUAA